AUGGAGCUCGCUUCUGCUCAAUCUCCAAUUGAUAACUUAAGCGACUCCAAAGGAAAUGGUAAGUUACAGGAUAAACAAUCACCUUUUAAAAACGCUACAAUCAAUUUCAUCAACAUGUGCCAAUCUUCAAAUUCAACACGAUAUAACAUUAAAAGGACAUCUGACAAAUUAGGUUUUCGGCAACGUCGUUUCUACGACGUUGUUAAUACCCUUGAAACAAUUGGCUGUUGCCCCAAGGUUGAUGCCGAUACAUUUAUUUGGUUAGGGUUUGACCAAGUAAGAACUGCAAUUGAUAGAAUGGCUAAAGAACGUGGAGUUUACAUGGAGAAUUUUUCACUAGAAGAAAUCUUCCCCACAGAUGGACCUAUUUCCAUCCAACGUAUUACUGAGGAGUUUUUGCUUCUUUUUAUUGCUCUUGAGUCUACAACGAUAAAUAUCCUCGAAGCUUCAGCAUUCCUGUCAAGGGAUACUGAACGCGAAAAAACUACUCGUUGUAAGCUAUAUCAAGUUGCUGCUAUUUUGGAAAUAGCAGGAGUGGUAAAGAAGACAGAUAAGCAAAGCGAGUUUAGCCUUGUUCCAGAUAAUUUCAUUUCUGCGACCGAGAAAAUAACAGGAAAGUCACGUGAUCCAACUUCCCUUGGAUUUCUCCUCAAUCGUUCCACACCAUUUAUGGAGGUUGAAGUUUGCCCUAUUAUCAAAUCUCGUCGCUCUGAAUACAUCAGUAUUCAGGAAUCUUCUGAAAUUAGUGAACCACAGACAACACCAGAAGAAUAUUAG
This is a messenger RNA of Trichomonas vaginalis G3, 777 nucleotides long. RefSeq names its product E2F TDP 2 family. Gene Ontology annotation, cellular component: RNA polymerase II transcription regulator complex. The coding region runs from base 1 to 777 and encodes 258 amino acids. The transcript has a single exon. Gene Ontology annotation, molecular function: RNA polymerase II cis-regulatory region sequence-specific DNA binding; DNA-binding transcription factor activity, RNA polymerase II-specific. The record is from RefSeq and is a predicted model, not a curated record. NCBI's taxonomy places the organism in Eukaryota, Parabasalia, Trichomonadida, Trichomonadidae. Gene Ontology annotation, biological process: regulation of transcription by RNA polymerase II.